AAUUCUAAGAGUAAAACCCUCGAUAUAAAAUCCCACCACUUCAUCAUCAUCAUCACUCCCCAAAAACCCCACUGUUAAAAAGGUGGAAAAGAGUCUGCUUCUACUCCCACCACACAUAACCUAAACCCCUACGAUUUUUCAUUCUUUCCAGAGCGCCUCCGGCAAUCUCUUUCACAAAGAAGAUAAGAAGAAAAAGGAAUGUUGGGUUUUGCUGCCACCGCCGGUAACUCUGUCAACACCGCUUUUACUAACGGAGUCUGUACUCUUCAGUUCAUCAAGUCUCGCAGAGCCGCCUACUCUCCUCAAAAGGCAUCAAUUUUGUAUCGGAUUCCGUCAGUGUUUUGUCAUAAUAAGGUUAGUUUAGUGAAGGCAAUGUCUGCUGCAGUGGAAGCAUCUCCAGCAACAACUUCAUUGAAAGGCAACAAGCAAGCGUUGAUAUCGGUGUCAGACAAGCAGGAUCUUUCUUUACUUGCCAAUGGACUUCAGGAAUUAGGGUAUACAAUUGUUUCAACUGGUGGAACAGCGACUGCUUUAGAGAAAGCUGGAGUUUCAGUAACCAAAGUAGAACAAGUUACUAAUUUUCCUGAAAUGCUUGAUGGCCGUGUGAAAACUUUACAUCCCAGCGUUCAUGGGGGUAUUCUAGCUAGAAGAGACAUGCAGAAUCACAUGGAUGCUCUAGAUAAGCAUGGAAUAGGGACUUUUGAUUUAGUUGUGGUAAAUUUGUAUCCCUUUUAUGAGAAAGUUACUUCAAGCGGUGAAAUUACAUUUGAAGAUGGAAUUGAGAACAUUGACAUUGGUGGCCCUGCCAUGAUCAGAGCUGCGGCAAAGAACCACAAGGAUGUACUCGUUGUUGUUGAUGCCGGAGACUAUCCUGAACUCUUGGAUUUUUUGAGAGGAAAUCAGGCUGAUACACAUUUUCGUAGGAAGCUCGCUUGGAAGGCUUUUGAGCAUGUUGCUUCGUAUGAUUCUGCAGUAUCAGAGUGGCUAUGGCAGCAGACAGUAGGAGAUAAAUUUCCUCCCAGCCUUACCAAGAGUCUCUCAGACAAAUGUUCUCUUCGGUAUGGUGAAAAUCCCCACCAGAAAGCUGCAUUUUAUGUUGAUAAGAGUCUUUCUGAGGUUAACGCUGGAGGUAUUGCCACUGCAGUCCAGCAUCAUGGGAAGGAAAUGUCAUAUAAUAACUAUUUGGAUGCGGACGCAGCUUGGAAUUGCGUAUCAGAAUUCCCAAAACCUACUUGUGUGGUUGUGAAGCACACAAAUCCGUGUGGUGUAGCAUCUCGAGAUGACAUUCUUGAAGCAUAUAGGCUAGCCGUGAAAGGAGACCCAGUAAGUGCAUUCGGUGGGAUAGUUGCAUUCAACGUAGAAGUUGGCGAGACUUUGGCAAAGGAAAUCAGAGAAUUUAGAAGCCCAACUGAUGGUGAAACAAGGAUGUUUUAUGAGAUUGUGGUUGCUCCCAAAUAUUCUAAGAAAGGUCUUGAGAUUCUUCGUGGGAAGUCAAAAACCCUGAGGAUUCUUGAAGCAAGUAAGAAUGAAAAGGGAAAACUCUCGCUCAGACAAGUUGGUGGGGGUUGGUUAGCACAAGAUUCUGACGAUUUAACUCCAGAAGACAUUGAUUUUAAGGCAGUCUCUAAAAAGGCUCCAACAGAGGACAACCUUUCCGAUGCGAAAUUUGCUUGGUUGUGUUGUAAGCAUGUCAAGAGCAAUGCUAUAGUUAUUGCCAAGAACAAUUGUAUGUUAGGGAUGGGCAGUGGGCAACCAAACCGCCUAGAGAGUCUAAGGAUAGCUUCAAAAAAAUCUGGCGAGGAGAUUAAAGGAGCAGCUCUAGCCAGUGAUGCUUUCUUCCCCUUCGCUUGGAAUGAUGCAGUAGAAGAAGCUUGUCAAAGUGGGAUUUCAGUUAUUGCAGAACCUGGCGGUAGUAUGAGAGAUCCAGAUGCCAUUGACUGUUGUGAUAAAUAUGGUGUCUCUCUUCUCUUCACCAAUGUUAGGCAUUUCAGACACUAGUUUGUUUUACUCUAGGUGUAAUGUAGCCGACCCCCAUUGGUCAAACAGUUUCCUUAGGUCUGGGAUUUCCUUUUCAUAGUUCCAAAAGUAGGUUUCUGAUUUUAGUUUGAAUCCAAUGCUACUUGUUUGCAUUGCAGAGAAUGGAAAGAUGAAAUGUAUAAGAGUUGUUUGAAAUUGGUUUUUGAAGCUGCAUUGCCUUGAAAAAUUUUACAUUUUGAAAUAUAAGGACAUUUCAAUUUAGGGUCCCAAA
Messenger RNA from Papaver somniferum (opium poppy), 2248 nucleotides. RefSeq names its product bifunctional purine biosynthesis protein PurH-like. The coding region runs from base 199 to 1998 and encodes 599 amino acids. The record is from RefSeq and is a predicted model, not a curated record. NCBI's taxonomy places the organism in Eukaryota, Viridiplantae, Streptophyta, Magnoliopsida, Ranunculales, Papaveraceae. Gene Ontology annotation, cellular component: cytosol. Gene Ontology annotation, biological process: 'de novo' IMP biosynthetic process. The transcript is spliced from 13 exons. Gene Ontology annotation, molecular function: IMP cyclohydrolase activity; phosphoribosylaminoimidazolecarboxamide formyltransferase activity.